GGAAACAAUUUGAGGCAAAAUGAAUUGUUUUGGUUUUUUCUUCUCAUAACAAUCAUGUUUAACUGUUGAUUUUCUCUGUAAUUGUUAAUUGUUUCAUCGUUUAUUUGGUUAAUCAUGUCCUGGUAUCGAGGGCCAUCUUUGUACAGUCAAAAGAUGCGUCGACUUGGGUCUAAAAUAUUCAAUGAAUAUCGUGCACCUCCGAUGCCUAAGGAAGUUGCUACUUCCUCUGAUCUUGCUGUUAAAAAAGAUUUUAAAUACACAAUUAUUAGUUGCAGAAAUGUUAUCGAAAGACAAUCAAGAGAACCUCAUGAUUUAAAUUCUGCUUGGAAUCCAAAUUGGUAUCCGGCUCAUCCUCAGAUACGAGAGCUCACCCAUACCUUGAGACAAUAUGGACUAUUCAGAGAUGAACAUCGUGAUUUUAUUGAAGAGAUGAAACGUUUACGUAUAAUAAGAGGAAAAGUCUACCGACAGAAAGGAAGCAAAGGAGGUAAAAAGGCUCGAAUUCGAGAAUUGGACAAAUAAAACGACCAAAUUGUGUAGUCAAUUUAUAUUAUUCUAAAUCGUAAAUAGUAAAACCCUAAUAAAGAAAAAAGAAUCAGUGGUAAAAAUUAA
This is a messenger RNA of Panonychus citri (citrus red mite), 612 nucleotides long. It is a transcript of the gene mRpS33, whose product is annotated as 28S ribosomal protein S33, mitochondrial-like. The record is from RefSeq and is a predicted model, not a curated record. The transcript is spliced from 2 exons. The coding region runs from base 115 to 522 and encodes 135 amino acids. Gene Ontology annotation, cellular component: mitochondrion. NCBI's taxonomy places the organism in Eukaryota, Metazoa, Arthropoda, Arachnida, Trombidiformes, Tetranychidae.